Molecule: messenger RNA, 855 nt
Organism: Malassezia restricta
Lineage: Eukaryota; Fungi; Basidiomycota; Malasseziomycetes; Malasseziales; Malasseziaceae
Product: capping protein (actin filament) muscle Z-line, beta
Exons: 1
Coding region: 1-855 (284 amino acids)
Biological process (GO): barbed-end actin filament capping; actin cytoskeleton organization; cell morphogenesis
Cellular component (GO): cytoplasm; F-actin capping protein complex
Molecular function (GO): actin filament binding
Source: RefSeq, a predicted model, not a curated record
AUGAGCGCGGAUGCCUUGUCGCUGUCGCUGGAUAUGAUGCGCCGGCUGCCGCCGCAGCACGUCACGUCGAAUGUUGAGGCGCUCAUGCAGGUGCUUCCAAAUGAUGCGGAAGAUCUUGCGUCGAGCGUGGAUCAGCCGCUCACGCUGCGUGUCGACGACUCGCCGGGCGGUGCAGGCCGGGAGUUUGUCUGCUGUGACUACAAUCGUGAUGGCGAGAGCUGGCGCAGCUGGUAUACCAACACGUUCCACCCACCGCUGGAUGGUGAGCCGAUCGUGCCCGUUGGCGCGCUGCGUGAAUUAGAGCUCCAGGCGAAUGACGCAUUUGAUACCUACCGUAAGCUGUACUAUGACACGGGAUACACCAGCACGUACUUGUGGGACUUGGAGGGGGAUGAUCCAAGCAAGCUCCCGACUAAGUUUGCUGGCGCUGUGCUAUUCAAAAAAGCGCUGCAAGGCCCAGCGUCGGAUGCCGCUAAAGGCACGGGGGGCGCGUGGGACUCGAUUCACGUGUUUGAAGUACACGUAACGGGGCGCACGGCGCAAUACAAGGUGACAAGCACCGUCAUGCUGACGCUUAAGCGCCAGGCGCCGGGUGAGCUGGGCCUAGUCGACCUGAGUGGGCACCUGACGCGCCAGGGCCAAGAUACCCAGGGCGUGACGGACAGCGCCAGUCACAUUGUGAAUCUCGGGCGCCUCUUGGAAGAUAUGGAGAGCAAGAUACGAAACCAACUGCAGGAAAUCUACUUCGGCAAGAUGCGCGAUACGGUGGAUCAAUUACGUAGUACCGAGGAUUUAGAGGCCUUGCGCCUGGCCCAGCAGCUCCAGGAGGAGCUGCGUGGAGGCUGGGAACGGUAA